AUGCCUGCCAGACUCGUCGUGUGUAACCAGGCGCCGGUGCCUCUCUUCGGGGUCCUCCGGCGGCAGGGCGCGGCGAGAUAUAACAGUACCGCCGCCGCCGCUGCCACAACCACCACCGUCACGCCGGUGGGCAAGACGACACAGACGGCGGCUUCAUCCACACAAGGGAAAUCGCCUCUGUCGAGGCUACCGACGCUGGCUCUUGUGCGGUCACUCGUCCUCACGCAGUUCAUGUCGUCGCCGCUGCUCAUGAAGCCCGCCCUGCCCCUCCUCCACUUCAUCGCCAAGUCCAAGAUGGCACUCUUCAACCCCGACAGGAACCCCGUGCUGAACAGGCUGCUGCGCUGGACCAUCUACGACCACUUCUGCGCCGGCGAGAACCUGCAGCAGGUCACAAAGACCGUGAACAGCGUCAAGCGCAUGGGGUACCAGGGUGUCAUUCUCAACUACGCAAAGGAAAUCGUUCUGGACACCAAGGAAGCCGGCGCCGACGCACCCGCCGGGGACUACGCCGCGCCGUUCUACGAGAUGGUGGACCUGUGGAAGAAGGGCAACAUCGAGACCCUUCGCAUGCUGGCUCCUGGCGAUUUCCUGGCCGUCAAAAUCACCGGCGCUGGUCCCAUCGCUGUAGACGCGAUGCGAGCCCACGCCCCUAUCCCUGAUGUCAUCCGCGAUGCCCUGGACGAGAUGUGCGACGAGGCCCGGAAGCAGGGCUCCCGCCUCUGGAUCGACGCCGAGCAGCAAGCGCUGCAGCCGCAGCUGGACGAGUGGACCAUCGACCUCAUGAGGCGCCACAACCGCGAGAGCAAGCCGCUGGUCUACAACACGAUCCAGUCGUACCUCAAGGCCUCCAAGGCCAAAGCCGAGCGGCACAUGGCGCUGGCGGCCCGCGAGGGCUGGAGCCUGGGCGUCAAGCUGGUGCGCGGGGCCUACAUCGAGAACGAGACGCGGUCCCUGAUCCACGACACCAAGGAGGACACGGACCGCAACUUUGACGACAUCACCGACAUGUUCAUCUCCCAGAGGCUGCCCCCCUCGGCUGACGCCUCCCUGUCGUUCCCGUCGAGCGCGCUCUUCCUCGCGACGCACAACGCCGCCAGCUCGUCGACGGCCAUCGCGAACCACCGCCGCCGCCUCCUCGACGGCCUCCCCACGACGGAGCUCGAGUGCGGCCAGCUGCUCGGCAUGGCGGACGAGCUCAGCUGCGAGCUGCUCGACAACUACGACGCCUGCCUGGCGGACUCUGGCCUGCGGCGCGAGGCGAUCCCCAAGCCCUUCAAGUACCUGCCCUGGGGGUCCGUCUCGGAGUGCAUGGGAUACCUGCACCGCCGGGCCGUCGAGAACAAGGGCGCCAUCGAGCAGAGCGCGCAUAUGCUCGGGUCCCUGAAGAGCGAGCUGCGCCGUCGGGUGUUUGGGUGA
This is a messenger RNA of Colletotrichum higginsianum IMI 349063, 1419 nucleotides long. RefSeq names its product Proline dehydrogenase. The record is from RefSeq and is a predicted model, not a curated record. Bases 1 to 1419 code for a protein of 472 amino acids. The transcript is spliced from 2 exons. Gene Ontology annotation, molecular function: proline dehydrogenase activity; FAD binding. NCBI's taxonomy places the organism in Eukaryota, Fungi, Ascomycota, Sordariomycetes, Glomerellales, Glomerellaceae. Gene Ontology annotation, cellular component: mitochondrion.